Molecule: messenger RNA, 3833 nt
Organism: Petromyzon marinus (sea lamprey)
Lineage: Eukaryota; Metazoa; Chordata; Hyperoartia; Petromyzontiformes; Petromyzontidae
Product: regulator of G-protein signaling 9-like
Biological process (GO): intracellular signal transduction; positive regulation of GTPase activity; G protein-coupled receptor signaling pathway
Cellular component (GO): neuron projection; cytoplasm; plasma membrane
Molecular function (GO): GTPase activator activity
Source: RefSeq, a predicted model, not a curated record
AACACCGGUAGCAGAUCUCGGCACAAACGAACUCCUGCCACCCGAACACAGAUGCAAGGUCAAACACGGCCCGGUGGACACCCUAGUUAAACGUUUUAAGUCGAGUUUGUUUAACCAGGUGAGAAGUCAAGAGACCAGGAUGAAGCUCAUUUGCACGAUAGAUGUCGGGCAUUCGUCUGCUACCAGACGUUGAUUGCUGCUUUAUAAUCCCAAUCGAGUAAUCUGCGGCGUAAAUUUUAAAUUUGGCAAAUUUGGACCCCAACGCCGGCACACAAUAGCCUCCUCUUGCGAACGACAUCACGGGAUCUUUAACAUCCGCUGUGAAGCGGGAAGUGCGCAGCAUUACGACUAUUACUGUGGCUAUUACACCCACAGUAAUAACCAGGAAGGCCUGUCAGAUUCGAACCGUGAACCUCUGCAACAAGUGAUCAAUGCGUCACCGCUGAAUCACGUCACCACCUUCGAGUGACUCAAACCAUCAUGCCUCCGAGGUCGAUAAAAAUGAGGUAGCACUUAAGUCAGUAGUGGUUGCCUAUGCAUAGACUCGCACCUGCCAUAGGAAUGUGAAAUUUCACAAUUGGUUCAGGGCUGUAGACAGAAAGAGGGGCACCAUUUCCUCGAUGCUUAUUUGAGUAGGAGAUCAACAUCACCUUUAUCCUGGCCACCUCUGUGACCUCCAAGCACAUGGGGUUCAGAUCGAUGCUGUGAUGGGUUAUCCCCGAAGUGGGAUGAGUGAUGAGGAGUUUGUUCACUGAUGAGGAGACCCGCGUGUGCUUCAAUGAAGAGGGCGGUUUGUGAGCAGCUUGGGAUCCACUGUUUUGGAGGCCAAGCGCCAGGCGGCCAGCAGCUAACAGCACCAUCAAAGUUGUAAUUUAAGUGAGUGUGGUAACUAUUACAAGAGCUUGGGAAAUUAUGGAAGGGAAUUCUAAAGUGGAGCAGUGCACGGGAAGAAGCAGAGAAUCGAGGUGAGUGGGUGAAUGAGUGCGUCGAUGUGACCUGCAGUGUGGUGGUUGACCACAAGUGUGGAUGAGACGAGGACUUGAGGACUUCCUGGGUAAAUAAAAGUUAUUCAAUGUGCUGUGUAAAAAACCUGGGAUUAGGACACCGCAAGAGGGCAUGGUCAGUGAUGAGUGAUACGGAGUCAGAGAUGAGUAGCGGUGGGUGAUGUUUAUCCUCGCACUGUAUAUAAACAGGUGACCCUCACGUCGAUUGAGUAAUGCGAAUUAGCCUUGCGUUAAGAGGACAUCGCAAGAUAAUCAGUAGGGGAGGGUGAGGGGGGGGUAUGAGCAGAGCGCGAGGUCGAGUGGGGAUCGGCCCCGUGCCCCCAGGGCUCCUGGUACAGGUAUUGGGUUUCCUCGCCGCGUUGCUAGGCGAUGCACUGUGCAGGUGAGGCGUUCACCUGCCCCUCCAAUGCCGCCGAGGUGCGCGUCACAGCAGAACGCGGGGUUGACGGCCACCUCGACCCCCCUCCCCUCUGUCCUACAGUCUCAAAUUCGCCCGCUGGCGGUCGGGGGAGGGGGGGAAUGUGCAGGGCCGCAGGUUCCCCUUGGUUACCGUGGCUCAGCCCGGACCAAGAAUAGAGUCUAAUCCCCGGGGUGCCAUAUGGGGCGGCGGGUGCGCUGUCCCUGGUGCUGACACCGCUCGUGCUGCUGCGGAGGGCGCUGCUCUCCACCGGUUGCUGAAACUCGGUCCACGCACGCGUCCUCCGAGCGCUGCCGCGCACCGGGGGCCAGGAUGAAGAUCAACAUACUCGACCAGAGCCAGCAGCACCGGCCUCGGCAGCAUCACCUGGCCAAGCUCGGCGCGCUGGUGACGCGCAUGCAGGACUCGGAGCGCGGGGUGCCGAUGAGAGACCAGCUGCUCAGCGACACAAUCAUCCCCGACGCCACCACUGGACGCGACCUCGUGCAGUGGAUGGAGCAGGGGCUCCACGUGACCGCGGACGAGGCGCUGCACCUGAGCUGGUUGCUGGUCGCCUAUGGCUUCGUCUAUCCGCUCUCUGAGCCGCGCAACCUCGCGCUGCGCCCCGAUGGCUCCCUCUACCGCUUCCAGGCCCCCUACUUCUGGCCACUUCAUUACAGCCAGAGCGAGGACACGGACUACGCGAUUUACCUGGCGCGGAAAAACAUUCGCAGCAAGGGAGAACUGGACGAAUACGAGAAGGAGUUGUACUCCGCGCUGCACCAGAAGAUCAACCACGAGUGGGAUUUCGUGGUGUGCCAGGCCAAGGAGCAGUACAGGAGCGGACGCGAGCGUCCCAAAGGCGACCGAGUGGUCCUCGAGUGCCAGGAGCGCGCCCACUGGCUCGUGCGGAGACCCCCGCCCGGUGCCUUGCAUGCCCUGGACAGUGGACUCAACCGAGUGCUGGAGCCUGGCGCGGAGGAGAAACCAACGGUGGAGCUUUACCGUCGCCAGGUCAUGUACUACCAGCAGGCCGCGUUGCGUUCUCGUACCAAGUCCUCCGUCUCCCUCGGGAGUCUGUUGAAGUUCACGGAGUCGUCCAGCGUGUACGACCCCCUACUCACCACGUGUCUCCCCAGCAACCCCUGGGUAACGGACGACACCAUGUACUGGACCCUCAACUCCCCCAGCGUGGAGGUGCCCACGCGGCUGCGUGUGGAGCGCUGGGCGUUCUCGUUCCGGGAGCUGCUCCGUGACCCGCGGGGCCGACGCGAGUUCCAGGCCUUCCUCAAGAAAGAGUUCAGCGGGGAGAAUCUUGCAUUCUGGGAAGCCUGUGAGGACCUGAAGCAUGGGGAUCAGAGUAAAGCGAAGGAGAAGGCGGAGGAGAUCUACAAGCUGUUCCUGGCGCAGGGCGCGCGCCGUUGGAUCAACAUCGACGGGAAGACCAUGGACAUCACGGUGCGCGGCAUCCAGUGCCCGCACCGCUACGUGCUGGACGCCGCGCAGACGCACAUCUACAUGCUCAUGAAGAAGGACACCUUCUACCGCUACCUCAAGUCGGACCUCUACAAGAGUCUCCUCGCCAAGGCCGUGGUGCCGCGUGAGACCGACAAGAAUGCCCGCUUCCCACGCCACGCGAGCCCCAGCCCAGUGGUCCUACGUGCGGCCGAGGAGGAGGCGCGAAAGGCCACGGCAACGGUGCCGCAGGUGGACCUCACACAGGCCUCGAGCUCCCCGUGCCGCGCCGGGGUUUAUACGGGCGGGGGGGCGCCCUCAUCCCUGCUGCCCCUCUCCCGCGUGCCCCCCGGCGUUCGGCUCGCGCGGAGCCUCUCCUCCUCAACGAGCAGCGUGGCCCCCUCCUCCCCAGCUCCUCCGCGCGCUGCUCCCGGCUCCUCCGGCUCCUGAUCCCCAGCUCUUGAGACCCUGAUCCCACAAACCCAUAGGCUCUGACCGUGAGUGCUGAGAGUCACCCUCUCGCGAGCCCCCCUCCUGCGCUUGUUUCUGCACCCCCCCCCCAUCCUCCCCCACCCCCCCCCCCCCCCCCCAUCGUGCACACCGCCCCCCCCCCUCCCCUCGUGAAUAGGUGAUUACGAAUAGGAGACAUGAAUAGAGUGUGACUAGCGUGUGAGUAGCGUGAGUAGUGGGUUCUGAAUAGGGGGAUUGUAAAUAGAGGGGUUAGUGGAUAGAGGAAUGCGAUUAUAUUAUAGGACUGUGAAUCGAGAUUCGUAUAGGAGUGAAUAGAUGAGCGUAAAUAGAGGGCUGUGAAUGAGAGCAGGCGAGUGUGUGUAGAGAGAGAGAGAAGGCGCGAGACCAGGAGGCGUUUGAGUCGUGGCAAUAAAAGGCUUGUGAAUAGACGAACGUGUGGCGUCGGUCUUGUUUCGUGAUGCUGUUGGGGGUGCGCAUAAGAGAUCUGGGCACCACAGUCCCCUCCC